Messenger RNA from Saccharomycopsis crataegensis, 981 nucleotides. It is a transcript of the gene SUR2, whose product is annotated as sphingosine hydroxylase. The transcript has a single exon. The coding region runs from base 1 to 981 and encodes 326 amino acids. Gene Ontology annotation, biological process: sphingolipid biosynthetic process. NCBI's taxonomy places the organism in Eukaryota, Fungi, Ascomycota, Saccharomycetes, Ascoideales, Saccharomycopsidaceae. Gene Ontology annotation, cellular component: endoplasmic reticulum membrane. The record is from RefSeq and is a predicted model, not a curated record. Gene Ontology annotation, molecular function: iron ion binding; sphingolipid delta-4 desaturase activity.
AUGGACUUUUCCAACUUCCGCAACGGUUCCCACCUAGCAUUUAUUAAUGCUGCUUCCUCCCCGGAAGUCAAAUAUGUCACCAGACCUUCUUUGAUCGAGGGAAUCCCUGACUCUAUUUUGGGACUCAUCGCCCCUGUUGCGAUUUAUUGGUUAAUGUCCACAUUCUUCUUGAUCAUUGAUCAUUAUGAACUCAGCGAAAAAUAUAGAAUCCAUCCUUCAGAAGAAGAAGCCCAGAAAAAUAAGGCCACAUUCCAUGAAAUCCUCAAAGACGUUGCCUUGCAACACUUUAUCCAAACCGUUGCUGGUCUUGGUCUUUUUUAUUUUGAAGACGUUCCAUUGACCGGGUUUGAAAAUCACGCCAUGUGGGAAUGGAAGCAAAAACUCCCAUUUUUGCCAAGUUGGGCGAUUUAUCACCUCUAUUGGUACGGGUUCUCCGCGAUCAAGAUUGUCAUUGCCUUUGGGAUUAUCGAUUCAUGGCAAUAUUGGUUACACCGUUGGAUGCACAUCAACAAAUACAUGUACAAGCACUAUCACUCUAGACACCACAGACUCUAUGUUCCUUAUGCUUUUGGGGCCUUGUAUAAUGCUCCAUUGGAAGGGUUUUUGUUGGAUACCUGUGGUACUGGGUUCGCCAUGCUUUUAACCAAUUUGACUCCAAGAGAAGCUCUUGUAUUAUUCACUUUCUCCACCAUGAAAACCGUGGAUGAUCAUUGUGGCUACGCUUUCCCAUACGACCCUUUCCAAAUAAUCUUCCCAAAUAAUUCGAUCUAUCAUGAUAUCCACCACCAAGCGUUCGGUAUCAAGACGAACUUUUCACAACCUUUCUUCACUUUCUGGGACACGUUGAACGGCACCCAAUACAAAGAUCUUACCAAGUAUCAAGAACACAGAAAGAAAAUGAGCAUAGAAAAAUACAAGCAAUUCUUAGCUGACAGAAGAAAGCCUGCUGCCAAACCAACAGAAGAAAAGAAAGAAAAAUAA